AUGGGGUUCUGGUUGCGUGAUCAGUUCCAUACGUUACUAGCCCUUUCCUUUCGCCAGUUGGUUUUGGUGUUGGUACUGGGCGAGGCGCUCUUUGCUUUGUUGUUGGCUACUACGCUUUACGUCAUGACCGGCGGCGACGUGCGUGGCUGUCUCGGCGGCAACGUUCAAGGGCUGGCCAACUACUACUACUUCGCCAUCGAGACCAUGUUCACAAUUGGCUUCGGCGCGCCGCGUCACCCCAGCUGCACCGCCGCCAAUGUCUGGGUCUCCGGUGCCGUCCUCUUCACGAACGUCGUCCACGGCAUUGUCAUUGGCAUCGUCUUUUCCAAAUUCUCUUCCGGCACUCCCCGCCGCUACGCCAUGGCCUUCAGCCCCAGCAUACUCGGCUGCCUGUCCGAAGAUCCUCGCCUCAACAGCCAAGACACAGCCAGAGGACGUGACUCUGCCGCCGGCCGAUUCUUCCAAGAUCAACACACCUACGACACGCAAGGCUACGAGGAACAAGGCCAUGAUGCAAAGUGCUACGGCCAAGGCAGAAUGCACCCGCUGGCACCCGCGGGAAAGCAGCCCGGACUGCCAGCACGCUCGCCAGCCUCCGAAUCGACCAAAGAUUGCACCACCAACGCCCGGGACCGCUCUUGGCGGCGGCUGUACAGCAACGUUUACUCAGGCAAUGGCGUGCUCAACGGGAGCGGUAUGUUCAGCGCCAGCGGUAUGUUCGGCGCCGACCGGGUCGACUACAACGCACGACUCCGGAAUCAGCUGGAGUCCCGUACUCAGCUGGAGUCACGUGCCUUCUUCGACCGCCGCGGCUACCGCUCACUGGGUGCAGUGUCGCUGGGCGCUAUUUCGUUGGACACCAGGAACACACAUACAAGGGAGGAGGGGAAAGCAUAUAACACACGGGAGAGGCAGCAGCGAAAAGGGUUUUCGCAAGAGGGCGGGCUGCAGGGAGCGUUGAUUGAUGACCAGGCCCGCGAAGACGAAGCGAGAGUGAGAAAAGCGAGGGAAGGGAGUGCGAGGGAUGAUGAACUGAGGGCAACGGCCGACUUUGGCAGCGGUCCCAUUGGAUCGGUAAGAGCCGAGACUCUCUGGCCUUCCGCGGAGGACAGGCUAAGCCAUUUGGAAGAGCUGCAAGGCGUGUUGGCGGUGUCGGAAGUGGACGAGGCUGAGGAGGCAGCUCUGUCGUUUACGGCGGGACCGAGUUGUGUCGGCAAUUUGCUGAACAGCCAUACCUUUGCAAGGGACUCUAGAGAGGCACAGGGCUUGGUGACCCCCGGUCUGGUGACGCCCAACAAUUAUCAGGUUGAGUACUUGGAUGGAAGUGGCUAUGGAGGUGAGGCAGGUAACUACGUGGCCGACGACCCGGAGGCAGGAGGUCGUCAUACAUCGGAAGACGAUUACGUGGCAAUUGAUGUGAAGUCACCGGAAAGUGGCUCUCCGUUGCAGAAGUUCGACGAGUGCAAUUUCUCGCUAUCAUUCCGUUUGAUGAACUUGACUCAGUGUGCGUUCUUCGACCCAAAGUUGACCAUCUUCCUCCUACGACAUGAACCGCAAGAUCUCGUCAUUACUCAACUGAUGCACUACUACACCGACCUACCUCUGCAGUUCUUAGAAUUGCCGGUCACCGUCACGAUUCACCAGUCCGAUCUUCGCGAGGCGCUGGGCCCCUCCUGCUUGUCCAGGUUGGUGAUGGAAGGUGAGAAAUAUGAACUCAUGGUCCUGUUGUCAUUCGUCGAUAACCAGUCCAGCCGUCUCCUAGAAGUCCGAAAGAGUUGGAGACUCUCGGAGACGCAGUGGGGGCACGCCUUCCAACGCAUCGUCAAGAAGGAAAGAAAACGAAACUGGCAAUACGAAGUGGAUGUUGAGUGUCUGGAUAAUAAAGUUGUAAUCAAUACACUCCCUGCCCGGAUGUAG
Gregarina niphandrodes is the source of this 1917-nucleotide messenger RNA. RefSeq names its product inward rectifier potassium channel protein. Gene Ontology annotation, cellular component: plasma membrane. Gene Ontology annotation, biological process: potassium ion import across plasma membrane; regulation of monoatomic ion transmembrane transport. The transcript has a single exon. Bases 1 to 1917 code for a protein of 638 amino acids. The record is from RefSeq and is a predicted model, not a curated record. NCBI's taxonomy places the organism in Eukaryota, Apicomplexa, Conoidasida, Eugregarinorida, Gregarinidae. Gene Ontology annotation, molecular function: inward rectifier potassium channel activity.